Molecule: messenger RNA, 3049 nt
Organism: Toxotes jaculatrix (banded archerfish)
Lineage: Eukaryota; Metazoa; Chordata; Actinopteri; Toxotidae
Gene: desi1b
Product: desumoylating isopeptidase 1b
Exons: 6
Coding region: 320-814 (164 amino acids)
Biological process (GO): protein modification by small protein removal
Molecular function (GO): peptidase activity
Source: RefSeq, a predicted model, not a curated record
UUGACAGUGAUGUUAUUGUUUACAGUGAGAUAGUGACACAGCACUACGCGUCAGUACCGGUAACCCCAGGCUAGUACUUAAAGACUGAUUUAUCUACUUAUUUAAAUUUAUUUUUUUAAAUUCACUUUAAGUAGCAUUUAACUUAUAUUUAUAUCCAUAUUAGUUUAACGAUACGCGUUAAACCCAUUUUUUUUUUAAAGUUUUGUGUACUAGCUGUCGGUAAGCUAGCUAGCCGGUUAGCUCUUGGUGGAUGUGAGUCAGCUAACUUCAAACUAAGUUAGCUGCAGUUGUCAUUUUGAAGAAAUCCCUUUGUGUUACCAUGGAUCAGGCUGGCUCCUUCCCAGUGAAACUCUACAUUUACGACCUGUCCAGAGGCAUGGCCCGCCAGCUGAGUUCUCUCAUGCUAGGGAAACAGCUUGAUGGGGUUUGGCACACUGCUAUUGUGGUCCAUGGAAAGGAGUACUUCUUUGUUGGAGAAGGCAUCAACAGUUGUUCACCUGGUGGCACCCCCUUGGGUGAGCCCGACUCGAUAGUGGACCUGGGCUACACUGAGGUUCCUGCAGAGAUCUUCACUGAAUAUCUGACUUCACUGGCGGAGUCCACAUACGGAGGUGAUAAGUACAACUUGUUCGAGCACAACUGCAACACUUUCAGCAACGAGGUGGCUCAGUUCCUAACAGGCAAAAAGAUCCCAUCGUACAUUACAGACCUUCCAUCCGAAGUACUGUCCACGCCAUUUGGCCAGGCUCUUCGUCCUUUACUGGAUUCCAUCGUCAUAAAUCCUGGAGGCAGCAACAUAACUGGACAGCGAUAGACAGGGCUGUGUAAAAUAAAGAAGAGAUUUUCAUUUAAAGGCUUGGGUGAGAGUGGGACAUUCACCACCAGCCACCAGUCAGACCUUGAUAACAUCUGUGCCUGUGACUGACAGGUUGAUCUGUGCUGCCAGUCACAUUUCCAUCUAACCAGCUAUCAUUUGGAUGCUCUCCUCUAUUCCCAUUCAGGGUCUUUUCCUGCUCAUUCUACAUGUCAAAUACGUCAGCCACAGGGGCUGAAAAGAAUUGUGGGUUUCUAUUGUGGGUGUGAUAAAUCAGGUGCAUCUACGGGUUUGCGUGUUCUUAAAUUUAAAAGUACUUCCCCUGGUUGAAUCAAAUCAUUUUAAAAUGAUUAUGUUAAGCUGGAUUCAUCCUUUUCCAAAUAUACUUCUUCAUUGUUUACUAAGGUGCUUCAGCGUGGCAGUCUCUAAGGAAGUGUUCAACAGUUGGAUGACCUGUUCAGAAACAGAUUACCAUGAUCAGAGAAGAUGACAAUAACAGAUUCAUUUCUAGCUGCUUAAAAUGUUAACAUGUUAAAAAGACUGCAUGACUUUAUAAAAUGUUGUUUCCUUGAUUUAUACAGAACUUAUGUAUAAUCAGCUCUUACCUUACUAGCACUGUACCAGCAAAGCCUGACUAAUCCUGUCAUACCUUAGCCUUAUGACGCUCUUACCAAACAUCAGCCUUGUCUUUCAGCCUCUCUGUCACCACAUGUCAAUGACAGCUGAGUCUUUGGGAAACAGAGUGGAGUUUAAUGCCUCUGAUAAGAUGCCUCCUUGUGGUCAUUCACACUGACCACAUAAAUUUUUGUUUACCGUGCACAUCUGGGCUUCCGAGUUGUAAGCCUCUGUCCAUCAUUGGGGACAGUGUUAAUUGCAGCUUAUCACGAUUCUCCUGAUGUUUGGGCAAAGUUAUGCUCCAGCCUGUAUUUUAAAUGGGUGUUAAUGGGUCUUAUAGUGUCUCCAAGGUUUUGUAAUCCUCUAAAUUUUUCUUUUAAAACUCCAUCUGGCUCUGUAUGGAAAAACUAAGACACAACAAGACCGUAAUGGUAAACAAGGGGCCAGUUUGGGCUUAAUUCGGUAGGUCAUGAUAAGUUACCACAAUUAUUCCGCAAUGCCACAAUGUUAAGAAAUUCUUCCUGAAUCUGCACCUUGAUUCAGACUGGCACCAAAAACUAGUCUCUUGUUGUUUGUUCGAUGGUCACAUUUUUUUUACUAAGUUGCACUGCGUACAAACAAGGCCAGAAAUGUAACCUCCUUGGCAGAAGUGUUCUCCAGUCAGACACUGCAUUGGACCAGUUUCUUUCCCAGUGAGCUCAGGGUCAUCUGAAUGUAAGCUGAAUGUGUUUUAUUACCCAUGUAGCUUGCUGCUGCACAGGUAUAUUAAUGGUUAAUUCUUGUUGAACCAUUCUCCUUAUCACUCCUCAUUUUAAUGUGCCAUUUCCGGUUUCGAUUGUGUUUUUUUUUCCUGUGGGCAUUAUUAUGACAAGACUGCACUCCAAGGUCAAGGCCAGAGUAAACUGGCCUUAAGUUAAAGCUAAAAAGAAGGAAACAGUGUCUCAGUAAAGUAGUUCCUGCUGACUUGUCUCAGUGUUUGGGAUUCUAGAAAAUACUCUUUUUUUUUAACCAAAUGUAAGGUGUUAUCUCUCGUGUGUAUAAGCGUGUAACCUCUGAGAUGCUUGAUUCAUUCAAGAACAUCUAAUGACCACAGAGCAUAAGAUUGUUCUUCUUUUUGAAAUAUGGGACCAAUCAUCUGUGCAUCAUGUCUGACAAUUGUGUCUGGUAAUGUUGAAGUAUUUGUUUGUUUAGUUUGUUUAGUUCUUUAGUUCUUUACACAACUAGGCCAGGCACAGUAAAUGAUAUAUACAGCAGGUGUUAAGCCAACAGCCACUUAACUCUAUUAUGAUGCGGCCAUAAAUUCUGCCUUAAGGAAAAACCUAUUGUUGAUGCCAUUCAGUUUUGUUCUCAUUUCAUUCUCAUUUCAGGAUAAAACCUUUUGUGAGUUACAUUCCCAAACAGCUUCCUUGGAAUUAUUAUUAUUAUCUUAUUUGGAAUAUACUUAUUGUUAUUACACCUUCUUGAUCAUGCUUAAAGGGUGUCUGCAGUUAAUAAGUAUUAAAUCUAAUUUUGCAAAUACAUGCACAUGUGAAUUUCCCCUGCUCUUUGUUCAGUGUGUGACAUUUGAAACUUGACUCACGUUGUGACAUUAAAAUAUAAUAAUCCUUAUACAGUCUCCUG